AGCUUCGCGAUGUCUCGUUUGGGAAUACAAGUACGUCUCUGCGACUUUACAUCUAGUUCGAUGAGUGUCUGGACUCUGCGCAUUUCGGCACCCCGGCAGGUGGGUCUAGCCAGGUAAUGGCCAGGGCAGGACGACGUAGGUUGGGCAUCGGGUUUGUUUCCGUGUCGUUUCUCUUCCGUCAUAUCUCGCAGCGGGAGAUAUAGACACGAUGCCAUUCGAUUAAUCGCUCGUCCAUUAACUGCAUUACCAAUCACUGCUCCUAGCAACCCGACCUUCACUUCGCUGAAAGUUGAAACAUGGCGGAGGCUACCGCUCCCUCCAUUCCCCAGACGCUGGAUGACGACACAGAAGAGCCCUCCCCGCUGCAAGAUCAGCCCCAAUCCGAGCAACCACACCCCCAACGUUUCCUCUCCCGCACAGAAAGCAACGACAACAGUCGUCCACGCGAAGCCACCGAACUCGACGAGAUCGCCACUGCUUCAGCGUGCUCCUCCGCGUCGCUGUCGUCUGGCGAGUACCGCAUUGUUCCCCGGCGGACAGCAACCAGCACAUCUUCGAACACUGUGAAUGCGAGCCACAAGCACACCGGACGACUUCAGCCCCUACGGCGAUUCUGGUCGCGCCAUGUCGCGCUGGUGGUUUCGCAGAAGGGGAAUCGAGACUAUUUCGCAUUAGAACGAACGUUUCUAGCCUAUGUGCGCACUUCGGCGGCCUUCUCAAUGCAGGGUGUACUCGUCGCACAGCUUUUCCGUUUGCAGGUGGAGCAAAAGACACGGUUUGAUUUCUACACCGUUGGCAUUCCGUUGAGUAUUGCGUAUCAAUGUUGCGCCAUCGUUGUUGCGCUGAUGGGUGCGUAUCGGUUCUGGAGGCAGCAGAAUGCGAUAGCAAGGGGGAAGGUGAUUGCUGGUGGGUGGGAGAUUAAUUCAAUGGGGGUAUUGGCUGUUUUGGCGGCACUGGCGCUGUUCGCGCUUGCGGUUGCGAUCAUUGUGGAGUUGAGUAUAAGUUGAUCAACACUCAUAUUGACGAUUCUUGACGUCCUACGAGCGCUACGAUUGAUGAAUUAAUGAGUAUCAAAAUAAUGACUUGAUAGAUUAAAAUUAGUGACUUUCGAGUAUAAAGUUAAUUGCGUAUAUUUUUUAUA
Molecule: messenger RNA, 1141 nt
Organism: Talaromyces proteolyticus
Lineage: Eukaryota; Fungi; Ascomycota; Eurotiomycetes; Eurotiales; Trichocomaceae
Exons: 3
Coding region: 297-1007 (236 amino acids)
Source: RefSeq, a predicted model, not a curated record